Messenger RNA from Tauraco erythrolophus (red-crested turaco), 111 nucleotides. Lineage: Eukaryota; Metazoa; Chordata; Aves; Musophagiformes; Musophagidae. The record is from RefSeq and is a predicted model, not a curated record.
AUGAGUGCACAAGGUGAGGGACCCGGUCAGCCUUCCACUGCUGCCCAGGAGCAACCUGCAACCGCAGAGCCUCAGAAGAGAGGACGAGGCAGACCCAGGAAGCAACCACAA